GCUCACGAGGCGGCGGGUCGCUGCAGACCCCUCUCCAAGGAGGGAAACCGUCGGCUGUUGAACCGCUGGGGCCCGGCUGCGAGAGCGAGGACGGUUUUGUUCUUCAACGGGUCCGUUUUGCUUUGCCGGCUGAGAUCCAGCUAUGUACGACCUCUGUGGAUGCGGACGAGGCUUCAUCCCUGAACUCGAUUCGCCUUCAGCUUUCGCAAAGUGAUCUGCUGAGGCACCUCAGACCUUCUGGAGGAGAGGUAAAAAAACCUGAGGCAAAGGUUCCUCGCCUUAAAAAAUGGAUGACACAACUCUCGCUAACGUGUGGCCUAACACGACCAACGCCAGUUUGGAGUGUGUCCUUCAAGCUGAAUUCCAGUAUUCCCUCUUCACCAUCGUCUACAGCACCGUCUUUGUCCUGGGCCUGCUUGAAAACGGGGCGGUCUUGUACCUCCUCACCUGCAGAGUCGCAAACCCGCCUCGCUCUUACAUCUACCUGGUCAACUUAGCUGUGGUGGACACGGCCUUCGCGUGCGUCCUGCCGUUCAAGAUCCAUUACCACCUCAACCGCAACGACUGGAUCUUCGGUGACGCGGCCUGCCGGAUCACGGGGAGCGUGUACUUCCUCAACAUCUACCUCAGCAUCGCCUUCUUCACGUGCGUCUGCGUCGACCGGUACGUGGCGGUCUUGUACCCUUUCGCGUACAUCCGGAUCAAGAGCGUCCACUACGGGGUGGUGUCCGCGGCCCUCUGGGCGACCGCGCUGGCCAUCGCCGGCCCGCUGGUUUUCGGAGGAGCCCUCGAUUCCAAAGUGCGCAACAGCACCGUGUGCUUUGAGAAUUUUCAGGCCGCCACCUGGACCGGCCGUAUGAUGCCCUACAACGUCUGCGCGCUGGUGUUUGGCUUCGUGGUACCCUUCGCCGUUAUCUUGAUCAGCUACCCGUUGAUCGCCCGCCGCAUCUCCCGUAUCCCCCGCAGCGCCCGCAAGAGGAAGGCGCUGGGUACCAUUUACCUCAUCCUCUUCAUCUGCGUCACCUGCUUCCUUCCGUACCACCUGACCCACCUGUUGCACUUCCUAAUGCGGGCCGGGCUCAUCCGGGACUGCCGCUUCGCCGCUUUCAUUUACCGGAUGCGCCGGGUGACCUUAGCGCUGAUCAGCUUCAACUGCUGCCUGAACCCUGUUUUGUACUACUUCAUCGCGGCCAGCAAACGCUGGCGUUGGCAGUUUCGGCUCCGGAGAAAUGCGACGAAGGUCUACACGGUCUGCGGUGCCCAAGACGGCAGGCAGCCGGACGCAAAGAGAAGCAUGCCUGAACCCAGGUGGGGGAAGAAAUGCAGCCGGGCUGCAGACGGGAUAAACCUGGUGAAACCCUGUACAGAAGGUCCUCUGACUUCCACUGCUGUUUGAAAUGGUCCAGGCUGUUCUAUACACGUAACUGGGGUACAUUUUAUGCAUCACAAAGCAACCAAAGCUUUUUUUGAGAGAGAGAGUGAGAGACGGACAGUGGGUUAUACGUAGUUGUAUAUGCUUCUGUUGGACUCUUCCCCCACCCCCACAGGGCAAACUGUCAUCUUGGCCCUGUGGGGAAGAAGAAAGACCGAGGGGACAGGAGCAGGCAGAAGAAACAUCGGGGCCUGCUCCAGUUGGACUCUUCCCCCACCCC
Elgaria multicarinata webbii is the source of this 1652-nucleotide messenger RNA. RefSeq names its product lysophosphatidic acid receptor 6-like. The transcript has 2 exons. Gene Ontology annotation, cellular component: membrane. NCBI's taxonomy places the organism in Eukaryota, Metazoa, Chordata, Lepidosauria, Squamata, Anguidae. Gene Ontology annotation, molecular function: oxysterol binding; G protein-coupled receptor activity. Gene Ontology annotation, biological process: G protein-coupled receptor signaling pathway. The record is from RefSeq and is a predicted model, not a curated record. The coding region runs from base 287 to 1396 and encodes 369 amino acids.